Molecule: messenger RNA, 461 nt
Organism: Funneliformis mosseae
Lineage: Eukaryota; Fungi; Glomeromycota; Glomeromycetes; Glomerales; Glomeraceae
Source: the annotation of a GenBank genome assembly
GAAAUUGUGAAAAUCGCAGAAAUCGUAGGAGCCGUGGAGGUCAUGGAAUUUAUAGAAGUCGCGAAAUUCAUGAAGUUAUAGCAGUUGGUAGAAGUCGUGGUAAAAGUCAUAAAAAUAAUGAAGAUACCGAUUCUGUUCAAGAUGAACUUUUUAAGUUUAAUGAUACUUUAAAAACUGGUUAUCACAUUGUAAUAUACAGAAAAAGAGAUAAUAGAAAAACAGUUAAAAAAGGAAAAUUUAAUAUUGAUAAUAGAUGGAUUGUAUUUUAUAAUUCUUAUCUUUGUCAAAAAUAUGACUAUCAUAUUAAUGUAAAAAUAUAUUUAAGCAUUCGUUCUGUGAAAUAUCUUUACAAAUAUGUUUACAAAGGACCUGAUUAUAUAAUAGGAUCUAUCAAAAACUUACAAGAUGAAAUCACUCAACAUCUAAAUGUAAGAUAUGUCUCUGCUAUUGAAGCAUUCUGA